This is a messenger RNA of Thelazia callipaeda (thelaziosis nematode), 2529 nucleotides long. NCBI's taxonomy places the organism in Eukaryota, Metazoa, Nematoda, Chromadorea, Rhabditida, Thelaziidae. The record is from the annotation of a GenBank genome assembly.
AUGCCACAAUUUGAAGAAGACAAAGCUACUGGUGACAAUUUAGUAGAUUUAGAUAGACUGGAAGAUCAGUUAGUGGAUGAAGCUGUUGUCGAAGCUGAGAUUGAAAGGAAACAGUUGGUUACUUCAGUGGAUAACGAAUCUCAAGAAAGGAAGAUUAAAAAAAAUGAGCUUACUAUUAUAAGUAAUGAUUUUUAUGCAGAGGAACUCACAGUUGAAGUUCAGCAAAGCUCACGAGAAGAUACACGAGUGAAAUUUAACGCUCAAUCAGGAAAUAGACAACAACGAGCACGUAUGAAAUCAUUAAGAAAUAACUUCCAAGAAUUGGAAGAUGGUAAAAGGAAAAGAUUAGCACGUAAUUCAUCUAAUAAGCGCCGCACAAAAGCUAAUCUGAAUGAUGGAUCGGAUAAAGUGAAUUAUAUGCUUCCAGUGGAGCGCAACAGAGCAGUGUCUCGCGAGGAGCGGAAAAUGCAACAACAGAUCGCGCUUUUCGAAAAGAUGCAGCAACUUGAGACGAGACGUGAAAAUUUAGCUGCACGACGUCGAUCUAGAAGUAGUGGAAGUGCUAUGUCUUCUACUUAUAGCAUAUCUGAAUGUGAAGUAGUUGGCGAAAGUACUUCCUCUCAAAGUCGAAACUCAAGAGACAGGAAUCGAUCUAAGAGUGGUUUGAAAAUGGAUAAGGAUAAGAAACCAAACGUGCGAAAGCGUAAGGGAUUGUUGCGGUCCCCUCAUGCGUCUAUUAAACGAGGUCAUACUAAUAGUGGAAGCGAAAAUCAACAGGGGAGUAUUGAGCAAAAAAAAGAUGUUGAUAAAAACGAAGAACUCAAUUCUUCCGGAGUUUCUAGUUUGCUUAUUCCUGAUCCUUCAAACUGUGAGGCCUUUGGGAAUUGCGAAGAACGAGGAACCAUUGAUGCAAAUAUUUCAGAAGACUCAAGCGCUGAUUGCAGUGACGAAAAGCAGAAAGGAAAUAAAGUGGAUAUUAGUUAUUUUUUGGACGGUCAGGUAAUGGAAUUGGGGAUUGAAAGUAAUAGUAAAAGCGAGUUAGAUGCAUCGACGAUGACUCAGGAAUCUGCAGCAGUUUCUGGCAGUGGUGACUCGUUAGAUGCUGUUCAACUAGAAGACGUUCGUGCAUUCUUUUCUAAGAUGGCUGGAAUUGAAGCUGAAAGUAAACCAUCGGAUUUUGCGUUGCAUUUUCGAGCGUUAGAAACAAGUACUGUUCCAUCAAAAGUUGAUGAUAAUGAGAAAGAAGUCGAAACUGUUGUACCUCCUAAAAAGAAAAUGUCGCUGGACGAGUACAAAAAAAGAAAAAGUUCAAAAGCUGUUCUAGAUUCCAUUGAAGCAUCACCCAACACGGCUGAAAAGGAAGCUCACUGUAGUGAACUGGCACAAGUACCAGUGACUCGUUCUUUCAUGCCAUCAAUCAGUUCUAGCGAAGGGCGAACCUCACUUCGUCUCGGUGUCUUUCCAGACCCUGUUCAGUUACGUUCUAAUGCCAAAAUUUCUAUUGAUGAUUUGAAACGCCGUAUAUAUGGUCGAACGAUCCCAUCAACAAAUCCUAGUUGUAAUGCAGAAUGCACCUUACCUUUCGUUACAACUAAUGUUUCACGUGUUUCCUCAAAGCAGUUGGGGAACUCUAACGCGCCUUCGAUCACCUUACCAUCAACAGUACAAGAAAAACCUGCUACAGCAAUAGCUGGCAUUGAAAAGUUGUCACUAGACGAAAGAUUGCGUUUAUUCAUCAAUUCUAGUGAUAAAGGACAUGCCAUCAAUUUAAUGCCGUUUCCUCCUGCACCUCCUCCUCCACCUCCUCCUCCACCUCCUCCCCCACCUCCUCCUCCACCUCCGCCUCCACCACCAACAUCAAUUAUAAUUCCACUUCCAGCUCCUUUUCUACAACCACUAUCGAAAUCGUCAACAGUGAAACCACCAUCAGUGAAAUCAUCAGCAACACUGCCAUCUCCAGUGGCACCAUCACCAAAAUCAGUACCGUCCCCAACAACACUACAUAUAUCGCUACCAUCACAUCGCUCAGUACCGAAUCGAUCUACAUUACGUUCAUCAGCAUUACCCCCCUUAGUACCACCACCAUCAACUCUAUCACCAUCUUCACUGCCACCACCAUCAACAUCAUUACCAUCUUCAGUGCCACCACCAUCAUCAAUACCACUACCAUCAGUGCCACCACUCUCAGAUUCGUCAUCAGCACUUUCUCCACCGCUACCUUCUACACCUCUAUCAUCUGCAUUACAAGAACCACGUACAGUACCACCAUCAUCACCAGUCCUACAAUCAGAAUCAGUGUCGUCGCUAACAUCACUUUCACCAUCAUCCAUAUCACCACCUUCUAUACCAUUGUCAUCAGCUUCAUCGCAAUCACUGCCUCCAUCACAUCAUUCUCCUAAAAGUCGAGAUAUAUUGAAAGGAGAUAACUCAGACAAUGUUCAUGCAGAUAUUCCUUUACCGUCAUCUACGAUCAAACCAUUUAGUAGUAAUAGUUAUUCAAAUUGCCCACUGUGGCAGCACCGGGUUUAA